This is a messenger RNA of Balaenoptera ricei (Rice's whale), 1821 nucleotides long. It is a transcript of the gene VGF, whose product is annotated as VGF nerve growth factor inducible. Bases 1 to 1821 code for a protein of 606 amino acids. Gene Ontology annotation, biological process: regulation of synaptic plasticity; carbohydrate homeostasis. The transcript has a single exon. Gene Ontology annotation, molecular function: neuropeptide hormone activity. NCBI's taxonomy places the organism in Eukaryota, Metazoa, Chordata, Mammalia, Artiodactyla, Balaenopteridae. The record is from RefSeq and is a predicted model, not a curated record.
AUGAAAUCGCUCAGGUUGCCGGCUCCUGUCCUCCUCUGCUUCCUUCUACUGACCAAGGGGUUGGGAGCAGCGCCCCCGGGGCACCCUGAGGCUCAGCCACCUCCCCCCAGCUCUGAGCAUGAAGAGCCGGUAGCUGGGGACGCAGUGCUCGGGCCGAAGGGUGUUAGCGCCCCAGAGGUCCGAGCCGCUAGAAAUUCAGAGCCGCAGGACGAGGGAGAGCUUUUCCAGGGCGUGGAUCCCCGGGCGCUGGCCGCGGUGCUGCUGCAGGCACUCGACCGCCCGGCCUCGCCCCCAGCGCCUGGCGGCUCCCAGCAGCGGCCAGAGGAAGAAGCAGCAGAAGCUCUGCUGACCGAGACCGUGCGCAGCCAGACCCACAGUCUCCCAGCGCCAGAGACCCAGGCGCCCGCGGCCCCGCCUCGCCCUCAGACUCAGGAGAAUGGUCCUGAGGCGGCCGACCCCUCCGAGGAGCUCGAGGCGCUAGCUUCCCUGCUUCAGGAACUGCGAGAUUUCAGUCCGAGCAGUGCCAAGCGCCAGCAAGAGACGGCGGCAGCAGAGACGGAAACCCGCACGCACACGCUGACCCGAGUCAACCUGGAGAGCCCCGGGCCGGAGCGCGUGUGGCGGGCUUCCUGGGGAGAGUUCCAGGCGCGCGUCCCGGAGCGCGCGGCCCUGCCGCCGCCUGCUCCCCCGCAAUUCCAGGCGCGUAUGCCCGAGAGCGGGCCCCUUCCCGAAGCCCACCAGUUCGGGGAAGGAGUGUCCUCCCCCAAAACACACCUAGGUGAGGCAUUGGCACCCUUGUCCAAGGCGUACCAAGGCCUGGGCGCUCCCUUUACCAAGGCGCGCCGGCCGGAGACCUCACUCCUGGGCGGCUCUGAGGCGGGAGAGCGCCUUCUACAGCAAGGGCUGGCGCAGGUGGAAGCCGGGAGGCGGCAGGCGGAGGCCACACGGCAGGCCGCGGCCCAGGAAGAGCGGCUGGCCGACCUCGCCUCCGACCUGCUGCUCCAGUAUUUGCUGCAGGGCGGGGCUCGGCAGCGCGGCCUGGGGGGUCGGGGGCUGCAGGAGGAGGCGGAGCAGGAGAGACGCGGCGGGGAGGAGAGGGUGGGGGAAGAGGAUGAGGAGGCGGCGGAGGCGGAGGCGGAGGCGGAGGAGGCGGAGAGGGCGCGACAGAACGCUUUACUGUUCGCUGAGGAGGAGGACGGGGAAGCCGGAGCCGAAGACAAGCGCUCCCAGGAGGAGACGCCCGGCCACCGACGAAAGGAGGCCGAGGGGGCAGAGGAGGGCGGGGAGGAGGAGGAGGACGACGACGAAGAGAUGGACCCGCAGACAAUCGAUAGCCUCAUUGAGCUGUCCACCAAACUCCACCUGCCAGCGGACGACGUGGUCAGCAUCAUCGAGGAGGUGGAAGAGAAGCGGAAGCGGAAGAAGAACGCCCCUCCCGAGCCUGUGCCGCCCCCCCGGGCCGCCCCCGUCCCCACUCACGCCCGCUCCCCGCAGCCCCAGCCCCUCUCCCCCGCCCCGGCUCGGGACGAGCUGCCCGACUGGAACGAGGUGCUCCCGCCCUGGGAUCGGGAGGAGGACGAGGUGUUUCCCCCGGGGCCCUACCACCCUUUUCCCAACUACAUCCGGCCGCGAACACUGCAGCCACCCGCUGCCUCGCGCCGCCGCCACUACCACCACGCCCUGCCGCCUUCGAGCCACUAUCCCGACAGGGAGGCCCAGGCGCGGCGCGCUCAGGAGCAGGCGGAGGCAGAGGAGCGCCGGCUGCAGGAGCAGGAGGAGCUGGAGAAUUACAUCGAGCACGUGCUGCUCAGGCGCCCGUGA